Molecule: messenger RNA, 2928 nt
Organism: Ceratina calcarata
Lineage: Eukaryota; Metazoa; Arthropoda; Insecta; Hymenoptera; Apidae
Product: plasminogen activator inhibitor 1 RNA-binding protein
Exons: 6
Coding region: 105-1355 (416 amino acids)
Cellular component (GO): cytoplasm; nucleus
Molecular function (GO): RNA binding
Source: RefSeq, a predicted model, not a curated record
CGACUCAGCCAUAUUGAAAUAUUGAAUGUCUCUGUUACACAAGGGCUCAAGAGUAGCCGUGAAAUUUUCGCGUGAUCCUCGACGAAGAGAGGAUAAGAGACAUUAUGGAGAAUAUGUACAGCAUUGCUGUCGCCAACAAAUAUCAGUUAGCAUUGGGUGAUGACGAAGACCCUCACGAGAAGCUUAGAGAAGAGGAACUUAAAAAGGAAGCGAAGAAAAAGGAGAAGCUCUCCGAGAAGGAGAACAAGAGUAAGCAGCCGGACGCGCAAAAGCCAGCCGGUAAUAAAACGCAAAAAAACCGCGUGAUCAAAGAUGCCCAGCAACCCGCAGCCAAGGUGCAAGAAUUGAAGAAAGAUCAAGUCGGUGAAAAGAAACCAACCCAACCGAGGACUGGCGGCGGAGACCGUAAUGUGAAAUUUUCUGGAGAGAGCAGGGAAGAGAGGAACAAUAGACGUAAUCGCGAAGAUGGUGAACGAACUCCUCGUGGCCAGGGAGAAAUAAGACGAGGACCUCCUGGUGAGGGACGUGAAACUCGAGAAUUUCGAAACUCGAAUGAUAAUCAACGUGGAGAGUAUGGAGAACGCAGGGGUCGUGGAGGACUGCGUGGAGUAUCACGAGGACGUGGUGGGUCUCGCGGUCGCGGUGGAUAUGACUAUCGUGGAAAGCGCGAGUUCGAUCGCCAAUCUGGCUCCGAUAAAACUGGAAUUAAACCAGUGGAUAAAAAGGAUGGUGCUGGCAGCCACAACUGGGGAACCCACAAUGAUGAAAUUGAAGAGAGUAUGAAUCAAGAGAGUCAAGAUUGGGCAAACGAGAAGCCUGACGGAGACGCUACUCAGGCGUCCCCGGAGGUAAAGGAAGGGGAGACGACUACAGACGCCGUAGAGGAGAAACCGGCUGAAGAGGAAUCGCGUGAAUUGACAUUGGACGAGUGGAAAGCUCUGCGUAACAACAGAGUGAAGCCGCAGUACAACUUGCGUAAGGCCGGAGAGGGCGAAGACUUGACACGCUGGAAAAAAAUGUAUGCACUACAAAAGAAGAAGGAAGGAGCCGAGGACGAGGAUGACGAGGAAGAGGAGUACGAUGCGGCGGCAGAGUAUCCUCAACGCGUUGGCAGACAGAAACGCGUGCUUGGUAUUGAGAUACAAUUCAGUGAUUCACGGCGCGGUGCCGGUGGACGUGGCCGGGGAGGUCGUGGACGAGGCGAACGAGCCAACAGUCGUGGUUUCGGCAACCGUGGGGCUCCAAGAGACGGAGACUCCCGUGGUCCUCCUCCACAAGCUGAACAAAGGUCGCCUCGAGGACGUCAAAAUGCUCCGAAAGUAGACGACGAGAAUGAUUUUCCCUCGUUGGGAUAGGUGGUUCGGCUUGUACGCAGUUCAGUAUCCCACCAUUACCACCGCCACUACCAGCAUCAGUACCACCACAGAUAAAAACCACUAAUACUAAAAACUAUUACUAUCGACAUUUUUGCGUCAGUGACAAACGUUAUUAAUGCAUAAUACAGUACACCCUUGCAAAAUGAGAUACGUAAUUUACCUAAAUAAAUCGCAGCGCUUUGAGCGCGCUCAUACAUAUUGGCACGAAAAAAACGUACACACGAGAAGUCGCAUGAUACGAAACAAUGUAGAUCACAAUCCUUUUUUGUACUUGUAACAACUCGAGUUUGACUGUGAACCAGUUCACAGACGGACGCUAUUAAAAGAAAAAAAAGAAAAAAAAAACUAGGCUGGAUAUUCAUAGACUUCUGCGUCGAAUAAUCGUGAAACGUAGAUAACAAACAGACGGAGAACAUCUUUCUUUGUCCAGUGGUGCUUAUGUUUUACGACUAUUCGACGCACACGAAAACGCAAAAGAAGAGAAAUAUGAAAUUCCACUUGGUACGAAUGGAGGUGAGGCAACUUGGCCUUGAUUUUAAUUUCGAUUUCGUAUGUAUCGAGGGCCUAAGAAGGCUGGCCAUAGCACCGACUCUUACGGACACGUGUAUAAUAACUUAUUAGGCGGUAAAUUUUAAACAUUCUUUCUGUUUUAUAAUUUUUAUACGGUGUUUGGAGAAGCCUUCCUUGUAAUACAACAAGCCGUUGCUUGCUGUCCAUAAAACGUAAGAGAUGAAACGUAACAGUUUUCUUCGGUAGAAGUGAACAAUUUUUAAGGAUCGUGUUUCUGUCGAAGAGAACUCGUACGCUUUACGUCUCGUGUUUCACGGGCAACGAGUAACGUCUCUGAUAUUGAAAAAAGUGUCUACUUGGGUACGCCAAGUUUGGCUUAUAUAGAAAUAUAUAUAGAUUUUUUCCUUUCAAAGAUGUAACCAAUCUGUAAGAAGUUAACGUUUAAGUAAAUAUUAGACACACGACACACACACACACGGACAUAAAACAUGAUUCAGCUUUACAUAUAUAUAUUGUAUAACAAGUUUAAUGAGGGCGAUCGAGACACUUCGAGAGGGAAGAUAGGAUCAACCCAGUCUUAUAUAGUUGCGUUGUACGUCGAUCAUGUUCUUAAUUAUGACUCCCUACAUUAGUUAUCUAUUGUAUUUGUUACAUGUAAAAUGAAAUGAGAUAUCACAGCCAAAAGGAAUCCGAACCCUCUUCGUAAAUGCGGGAAAAGAAAAAUAAAAAAACGUUAUAAAGCUGUUCGGAGCUUAGGAAUAUGUGUAAAUAAUAUGAUAUUUACAAUAAUAAAUCGUGACACAUUAAGUCACUCUGGACUUUACUACUUAACCAGUCGACUUACGGAGAGAUACUCUAGAAAGGGUUUUUACUUGUGCAGUAUGUAAAGAAUGUGAGUACAAAACAAAAUCACUGUAUACCACCUUGCAUCAAAGUCUGCUAUAAGGGCGCGAUUAAACGAAUUGGGCGUCACUGAAUGCUUUGGGAAAAAGAAAAUAUGAGAGGUGCUGUACCCAAUAAAAAGUUAUGACUCGAAUUUUGA